AUGUCACAUGAUACCACUUUUCAUGGAGCCUUGGAAGGUUCUAAGCGAGGACUUUGCCUCAUCAACAACUCAAAGAAACACUCGAUUGCCCUCAAUCCCAUGCUAUCUGUAUCGCUUUUCAGCAACAGCCCCUCUGCAGACCUCCUAUCUGUUUUCGGGGCUACAUAUGUGCGUGCGCAUCGAGUAGCCCAAUAUAAGGAGCUUUCUGAGGCUGGCUGCCUCAAUUUCAUAACCAUCAACAACCUGCAUGAUGAGAUCAGUGCUCACCCCGAAAUCAACUUGCACGAUUAUUUCCCCUCAGACUACGACCGUCGGUACAAAUGGGUAAUGCCAAAUGCAACGCCAGAAAAAAGGGCCGUUGAGCCACAGCACCCAAAAGAGCCUUGUGACUGGCUCCGUGAGAGGCUUUCUAAAGUCGAUACUGCCAAUAUUCUUUACCCACUAUCUAAUCAAGCCACAGCGCUCCUGCAAAAGCUAUUUGACCUGAGCACACGAGGAGCCGUGGUCAAGUGCGGCAAUGAAAUUGCUAUCAAAGUCUUUCCCAAUAGCAGAGAUUUGACAGAGUAUCACAAUCUCCAAUACCUUGCUGAUCACGUUCCUGAGCUCCCGAUUCCCAGAGUCCAUGGAGGCCUGGGUGGGGAAGACUACCGCAUCAUGGAACUUUUUGCAAAAACUGGCAUUACAACAGCAAGGCAAUUUGAUGAGCUGCAAUUCUCUGCAAAACAUCGUGCAAGUCCUUCCUAUGUGAAGCUACUUCGUUCAUUUCUGAGAAAUGAAAAUAGGUCUCUUAAGGGUUCAGUGUUUACACAUGGCGAUUUGAAGAAAACAAAUAUCAUGGUUGAAAAGGAUCCCACCAACACCGAUGCGUAUAUUAUAACUGGAAUCAUUGAUUGGGAGGAGGGUGGUUUCUAUCCAGAGUAUUAUGAGUGUACAACUCUGUCGAACGGCCAGAGCAUUGAUUGUGAUGAUGACUGGUAUCUAUAUGUGCCAGACUCAAUUUCACCCUUGCGAUAUCCUGUGCGCUGGUUGGUUGAUCGCCUCUGGGGAAACCUUUUGUGGAACUGGAGGACGGAUACAGUUCGAUGA
Histoplasma capsulatum G186AR is the source of this 1086-nucleotide messenger RNA. RefSeq lists its product as uncharacterized. The transcript is spliced from 4 exons. The record is from RefSeq and is a predicted model, not a curated record. Bases 1 to 1086 code for a protein of 361 amino acids. NCBI's taxonomy places the organism in Eukaryota, Fungi, Ascomycota, Eurotiomycetes, Onygenales, Ajellomycetaceae.